AUGAGUCUUCCUCUCAUCGUUGCCUAUCGCAUGGAGUACACUAGCGUCUUCGGACCGAACAGCAUCAGUUACCUCCUCCGCGUCUUCGGUGCCAGAGAAGCCAAAUGGCCUCGGGAUAAGGUUUUCGCCUUGAUCGGGAUAUCCAAAACAUACGCCGCCGAUCUCAAACAGCUUGUGGACUAUAAGAAAACAACGACCGAAACGGAAAUCAUGCUGGACCUUGCCCAUUUCCUGCUCGACCACAAAGAAGCCAUAGAUGUGUUGGACUUUGCUGGCAUUGGAUCCCACGGCUACAACUUGGACUUACCGUCCUGGGCAGUCGACUGGACCGUACCGCGCUCAGGCAUGCCACUCUACACCGAAUUUGCGCCCGAAACCAUCAAAUACCACGCCACCAAGAACCAGCGCGCGCACAUGAUCCGGGGCAGCUCCCGCCGUGAAGUCAUCGUCCGAGGCCAACUCGUCGACCGCAUCGCCUCUAUAGCACCCUUGCCCAUCCGAGAAGGCAAUCCAUCAGACUCAACCAUAGCAACACUCAUGUCAUAUCCCAACACCGCACUCACUCACGCCCGCAGACAACUCCCGGAAUCCUACCGCCAUAUGCACUCCCAACCUCUCGCCGAAGCCGUCUGGCGCACACUCAUCGGCGACCGCACACACUCCGCCCGCCCCGCGCCACCACACUACGGCGCCGCGCUGCUCGCGCAAGUCGAAAUGAUGCUCUCCAUGGGCGCACUUGCGCAAUCAUUUCAACCUAGCCAAAUCAUGACCGAGGCGAAUUUAUCCCGACUACACGCGCAAUUGGGCGAGGAGCGCGUGCGCCAGUUCCAAGAAGCCAGUCAGCUCCUGCAGGAGAUUGACAUGUUGUAUGAUGAUAGCAAGAACCAGGCGCCGUUGGUGUUUUGUACGACGGAGAAGGGGUGGAUGGGUAUGGUGCCGAGGGGGAGUGAGGUGGACGAUUGGGUGGGGUUGCUUUGGGGGAUGCAUGUGCCGUGUGUGCUGAGGGAGGUGGGGACGAGGUGGAGAGUUGUUGGGGGCGCGUAUGUGCAUGGGAUUAUGGAUGGGGAGGGGGUGGGAAGGGAGCUAGAGAGGGAUUUCAGGGUUGUUUGA
Molecule: messenger RNA, 1110 nt
Organism: Parastagonospora nodorum SN15
Lineage: Eukaryota; Fungi; Ascomycota; Dothideomycetes; Pleosporales; Phaeosphaeriaceae
Exons: 1
Coding region: 1-1110 (369 amino acids)
Source: RefSeq, a predicted model, not a curated record